CCUCGUCGGCUCCUCGGCUCUAGUCGGUCUAUUGUUGUGCGUCUUUCAGGGCAGCUCUGACCCAUCAGCAGGCGGUGAUUUGUGGAUGUUUUAACUGUUUUGCUCGGCUCUCACUCCGCCAUAUUAAGCAGGCUUUGUCAGCCGGCGGUGGUUCAUGGUUUUAAAGGAAUAUAAAGGAUCCCAGCGGAGGACUUAGUAGUUAAUCGGUAUGGGACAGACGGAAGACUGAAGAGAGAGUCCACGUUAGACGCGCUGCUCCUGUCGGCUGCUUCCACUUCUUUGGGAUUGUCGACGAGGAAAAAGAAAAGCUCACGGGACGCAUGUAGCCGAAGCAAAACACUGCUAAGGUCGCUUUUUAUAAGCUGCUGCUGCAGGCCUCCUCAGCUGUUACAGGCCAACAACACAUUGCCACAGCUUGACGAUGGGUUGCGUCAGGAGUAAAGAGGACAAGGGCCCGGCGCUGAAGUACCGACCCGACAACUCCAACGCCACGCCGCUCAACAACCACCUGGGCCACUACGGGCCCGACCCCACCCUGAUGGGUCACUCGCCAGCUAUGAAGACGCACAACAACAGCUACAACAGUCACGCCGCCUCCCUCACGCCCUUCGGUGGGGCGUCAUCUAUCAUGACGCCAUUUGGCGGGGCCUCCACCUCCUUCACCUCAGUGGCUGUGAGCAGUCCCUUCCCCGGCAUCAUCACAGGUGGUGUCACAUUUUUCGUGGCGCUGUACGACUACGAAGCGAGGACGACGGAUGAUCUGUCAUUCAAAAAAGGGGAUCGCUUCCAGAUUAUCAACAACACGGAAGGCGACUGGUGGGAGGCUCGCUCCAUUAACACCGGACAGAAAGGUUACAUCCCCAGUAACUACGUGGCUCCAGCCGACUCCAUACAGGCUGAAGAAUGGUACUUUGGUAAAAUGGGCCGCAAAGACGCUGAGCGUCUCUUAUUGCUUCCAGGGAACCAGCGGGGAACUUUCUUGGCACGAGAGAGUGAGACGACCAAAGGUGCCUACUCUCUGUCUAUCCGGGACUGGGACGAGGUGAAGGGAGACAACGUCAAACACUACAAGAUCCGAAAGCUGGACAACGGAGGUUAUUACAUCACCACUCGGGCCCAGUUCGAGGCGCUACAGAAGCUGGUGAAACACUACACAGAACAUUCGGAUGGUCUGUGCUACAGGCUGACGACCGUGUGCCCCACGGUGAAGCCUCAGACUCAGGGACUUGCUAAGGACGCCUGGGAAAUCCCACGUGAGUCUCUCCGACUGGAGGUCAAACUCGGCCAGGGCUGCUUCGGAGAAGUCUGGAUGGGCACAUGGAAUGGCACAACUAAGGUGGCUAUUAAGACCCUGAAGCCGGGCACCAUGUCCCCAGAGGCCUUCCUGCAGGAGGCUCAGAUCAUGAAGAAACUCCGACACGACAAACUGGUGCCUCUCUAUGCCGUGGUGUCCGAGGAGCCCAUCUACAUUGUAACUGAAUUCAUGGGGAAAGGUAGUUUACUGGACUUCCUGAAGGAGGGAGAUGGCAAAUAUCUGAAGCUGCCCCAGCUGGUGGACAUGGCUGCACAGAUCGCAGACGGCAUGGCCUUCAUCGAGAGGAUGAACUACAUCCACAGGGACCUGAGAGCUGCCAACAUCCUGGUGGCUGAUAACUUGGUGUGUAAGAUCGCCGACUUUGGCCUGGCUCGGCUCAUCGAGGACAACGAGUACACCGCCAGACAAGGUGCCAAGUUCCCCAUCAAGUGGACGGCCCCUGAAGCUGCUCUGUACGGCCGCUUCACCAUCAAAUCAGACGUGUGGUCGUUUGGUAUACUACUGACUGAGCUGGUGACCAAGGGCAGAGUGCCAUACCCAGGUAUGGUGAACCGAGAGGUACUUGAGCAGGUAGAGCGAGGUUACCGGAUGCCCUGCCCCCAAGGGUGCCCCGAGUCCCUCCACGAGAUGAUGAAGCAUUGCUGGAAGAAGGAUCCAGACGAAAGGCCGACCUUCGAGUACAGCCAGUCCUUUUUGGAAGACUACUUCACAGCCACAGAGCCACAGUACCAGCCAGGGGACAACCUCUAGUCAUGGAGGCAAACUCAUACAGAGGUACACAGAACUUCAACAUGGGGGGAAAAGCCUGGAUGAGGCUGCAGAGAAAGAGAUUUUAAUGCUACAAACUAGUCCACAACCACACUGGUAUAUCUGCAAGAGCAAGAAGAACAUGUUGUCUGAAGUAGAGGGUUGUCCCCCGUGUACCCGGGGACCAAAUGUUUGGGGAAGUGUCCAACUUUGCAGAUUGGUGCUGGUACGUUAAGCUCUGGGAACCCUGCUAAUCAGUAUAAUCUACAUGGACUGGCCACAACACUGUGAUCAAAUCAAUGGCUACUUGCAGAUGCACCAUUUUAUACUUUUUUUUAAAUGAUACCUUUCCCCUCUCUCCUCCAAUUCCCCCCCCCCCCCCCCUUUUUAUUUCAUUUUACAACACAGUUGUUUGAUUUUGGAGUCUUUUUGUAUGUACAUGAGUUUGGUUUGAAUAUGUAUGUCGACAGGUUGUUUUCGAAGUAUGUGCCGCGGCGUCUGUAAAGCUUUUGACGGAGAAGAUAUGUGAGGUGAAGUAAAUGGACAGGUCGUACUUUUACGGAGGAGAGAAUGAACUGAGAGGUGUACAUAACAGUAUGUGCAAAAAGAUUUUAGCACGUGUGAUCAGGUUGGAUGAAUGAGAACAUGAGAAGACCGCGUUAAAAGAUCCUACAAAUUAUAUUUAACGCGGUCACUUGAAUGGAAAAUCACGUUGAUUUUUAUUACGCUUUUUUUUUCUUCUUUUUUUCUUAUUUAAACGGGGACUUGAAAUCAUAAAGAGGUAUUGUGAUAACGUACACUUCCUGUUUAACAUUUUAUAAAUGUUUUGAAAUGGACAUUUCAGCUGUGAAAUUUAAGUAAGUUUGAGUUCUGUCUGAAAUUAGCAUCUUCUGUCUGGUGCACGUUUCUGAUUGCUGUAAAAGACUCUUAACAUAUUUCUCCUUAUGUCGAACACAUCUUCGCAGUUUAACAUCACAGUGGGUGAGUUAUCCCCGUAUUAAGUGAUCCAAGAAUCUGUUAGAUCUUUUAAAUUCACAUCAUACAUGCAGCUUUAGUAUUUCUUUCUGUUCUUCCCACCAAAUUAUGACUUAACAUGCCUUCAAUGUCCUUAGUUCUGUGUCUGCUGGAGGGGAAGCUUAAUCCAAAGCCAACAACACAAAACCCAUCUUUUAAUUAGUAAAUGCAACUAUGCAAAGUCAACUAGUGAUGUUUUAUGGAAACGAAAAGUCUCAAAUGGUAUUCGCCUGCCUGCGUCAAGCUCACCCUUUAUGGUUUUCUUACUUCAAUCCCCAGUUGUAGAGAUGAUGGAUCACUUCUGGAGGGAAGUAAGUAGGACCAGACAAAAUAAACACCUCGCACACGCUGUGGUCAGGUCAGGGCUGUAGUGCUUUUAUAGAAUAUAAAAGUUCAAUAACAAAGUUCUUAGAGGUACUUCCACUGUCUGUCCAGCAGUUUGUGACCUGAGCAAGAUGUUAAGGCGUCUACUUAAUGUCAUUCAAUAAGUAAGCUGGACAAAGAUGUGAACAUUUGUUUUUUUGUAUUUCUUUCUGUGCGUCACUCACGAGAACCUAAUAUGUGAUUGUUCCUAAAGACGGGACUUGAACUAGUGGGGAGAUGAUAAUGAAAUUACUGAGAAUGGUAACUAAUAUUGAUUUUGUACAGAAAAAAUAAAAGAUUUACUCAAAAGUU
Molecule: messenger RNA, 3751 nt
Organism: Sebastes umbrosus (honeycomb rockfish)
Lineage: Eukaryota; Metazoa; Chordata; Actinopteri; Perciformes; Sebastidae
Gene: yes1
Product: YES proto-oncogene 1, Src family tyrosine kinase
Exons: 13
Coding region: 422-2065 (547 amino acids)
Biological process (GO): cell differentiation; innate immune response; protein phosphorylation
Cellular component (GO): extrinsic component of cytoplasmic side of plasma membrane
Molecular function (GO): signaling receptor binding; ATP binding; non-membrane spanning protein tyrosine kinase activity
Source: RefSeq, a predicted model, not a curated record